AAUUUGAGUGCUUGGAUCCGCUACUGAAGAAUCCUGGAAGAUUUGCUACUGAUUCAUUGCUCUCAGGAAGAGGCAAUAUCACGUUGACUGCCUACCUUCUCACUUCCCCUCACUAAGCACACCUGCUAUCGCCAGCUACAUCCCCGUGUUGUUUCUAAAAAAACAAAAAAACAUUAGGUAUCUGACGAAGCAAGCUUGACUCAUAACUGACUCGGGUCUCGCUGUUUUUCAAGGAUAAAUGAAGAUAGAGCAAAGGGGGAUUUAAAUUACCUUUAUUUUUUUUGCUUCACCCUCGCAUUGAAACUAUGGAAUGGAACUAAUCUCCUGGCGUGGUCACGUCUUGCAAAGGUUGCUCUGUGCCCUGAGUUGUGGAGCCCAUGAUUUAAUGAGUGUGGCUGAGCUUGCCCAGCCAUGGAACAGAGGGAUUGCAAACCCUACCAGCCGCUUUCCAAGGCCCGGCACGAGAUGGAGCUAUCCUACACCAGCUCUUCGGAAGACAGCGACGACGGACGGAACCCGCGAAAAUCCUACACCUCCCGAGAGACCCUGCCCGACUACGGCCAAGACCUGCGGCUGAACUACAACAGCCACAGCAAGAAGCGCAAAGUCGGAGACGAGCCCACACAAGAGCUGGAAUUCUGCGAGGCACCCCAGAUGAUGUGCCCCAGCUACCAGGUGGAGCUGCGGUCAGCGCCCCAGCACGGCUACCCGCUGGCCAUGGGCUCCGACGUGGACACGGAGACGGAGGGCGGCCCCUCGCCGGACCACGCCCUGCGCCUCUGGAUGCACGAGAUCAAGUCGGAGCACAGCUCCUGCCUGUCCAGCCGAGCCAACUCCGUGCUGUCUCUCACUGACACGGAGCAGGAGAGGAAGUCCGACGGGGAGAACGAGUUACCCAGCAGUCCACAGGGCCAGUUCACCUUCAGGCCCCUCCCCCCACCGCCGCCCCCUCCGCAUGCCUGCACCUGCGCCAGACCCGCCCCCCACGCCCCAGAGGCCCUGCACAGGAACACCAUGCCGGCCCGCAGCCAGGCCACGGAAACCGGCGGCACCCAGACGGACAGCGGCCAGCUCCACAACAGCUGGGCCCUCAACAGCAACAUCCCUUUAGAGACCAGGCAUUUCCUGUUCAAGCACGGGUCGGGCUCCUCCGCCCUCUUCAGCGCGGCCAGCCAGAACUACCCCCUCACCUCCAACACCGUGUACUCGCCCCCGCCGCGGCCCCUGCCCAGAAGCACCUUCUCCAGGCCGGCAUUCAGCUUCAGCAAGCCCUACAAGUGCUGCAACUGGAAAUGCACCGCCCUCAGCGCCACCGCCAUCACCGUCACCCUCGCCCUCCUGCUCACCUACGUCAUCGCAGUUCACCUGUUCGGCCUGACUUGGCACCUCCAGCCCACGGAAGGGCAGCUGUACGAGAACGGCCUCAGCAAGCUGGACCGAGACGCCGCGGUCGCCACCUUCUCUCCGCUCGGCCCGCCCGGUCCCAACAAGACCAGCAGAGGCGAUAAGGGAGAUAAAACUGUGUUCCAGAGAGGGAGAGUGAUUGACAGGGGAGAGGUAGACAUCGGCAUCCAGGUGACCCAGAUCAUCCCCCCUGGGCUUUUCUGGCGUUUCCACAUCACCGUCCACCACCCGGAGUACGUCAAGUUCAACAUUUCCCUGGCACGAGAUGCCCUGCUGGGCAUCUACGGGAGGAGAAACAUCCCGCCUACUCACACCCAGUUUGAUUUUGUCAAGCUUCUGGAUGGGAAACAGCUGAUUAAGCAGGAGGCGAAGGCUCCGGAAGAUUCCGGUCCCGCCCCCCGGAGUCUCAUCCUCAGCACCCUGCAGGACACCGGAUUCAUUGAGUACAUGGACCCGGGGACGUGGUACCUGGCCUUCUACAACGACGGAAAAAAAAUGGAACAGGUGUUCGUCCUCAGCACCACCAUCGAAACCAUGGACGGAUGCUCGACCGACUGCAACGGGAACGGGGAAUGCGUCUCGGGCCACUGCCACUGCUUCACCGGGUUCCUCGGGCCGGACUGCGCCAAAGACUCCUGCCCUGUGCUGUGCAGUGGAAACGGGGUGUAUGAGAAAGGCCACUGCCUUUGCCACCCGGGCUGGAAGGGACCGGAAUGCGACAUCCAGGAGGACCAGUGCAUCGACCCCACCUGCUCCAACCACGGAACCUGCAUCCAGGGCAUCUGCAUGUGCAUCCCCGCGUAUAAGGGCAACAACUGUGAACAAGUGGAUUGUCUGGACCCUCAGUGUGCGGGCCACGGCGUGUGCGUGAAGGGGGAGUGCCUGUGCUCGCCGGGCUGGGGGGGGCCCAGCUGCGAGAGCCCCCUCCCUGCCUGCCAGGAGCAGUGCUCUGGGCACGGAUUGUACCUUCCCGAAACGGGCACCUGCACCUGCGACACAGGCUGGACUGGCUCCGACUGCUCCUCAGAGGUGUGCCCGGUGCCCUGCGGCAGCCACGGCAGGUGCUCCGAGGGGCAGUGCCAGUGCGAGGACGGCUGGGACGGGCCGGGGUGCGGCCAGCGCGCCUGCCACCCCAGGUGCGAGGAGCACGGCCAGUGCAAGGACGGGACCUGCGAGUGCCAUCCCGGCUGGGAGGGGGAGCACUGCACCACCGCACACUACUUGGAUCUCGUUGUUAAAGACGGCUGCCCGGGCCUGUGCAACGGCAACGGGAGGUGCACCCUGGAGCAGAACGGGUGGCGCUGCGUGUGCCAGGCCGGCUGGAGCGGCAUGGGCUGCAACGUCAUCAUGGAGACGGAGUGCCAGGACAACGCCGACAACGACGGAGACGGGCUGACGGACUGCGUGGACCCGGACUGCUGCCAGCAGGCCAGCUGCGGCGGCGGGCCCCUGUGCCAGGGCUCCCCCGACCCCCUGGACCUCGUCCAGCAGACGCAGGCGCCGUUCGUCUCGCUGCCCCCGCGCCUCUUCUUCGACCGCGUCCGUUUCCUGGCGGGCCGGGCCAGCACCCACGUCUUUCCCGGGGACAUCCCGUUCGACAGCAGCCGAGUUGCUGUGAUCCGGGGCCAGGUGGUGGCGCUGGACAGGACCCCGCUGGUGGGGGUCAACAUCAGCUUCCUGCAUUACCCAGAGUACGGCUUCACCGUUAGCCGCCAGGACGGCAGUUUUGACCUGGUAGCUCCCGGGGGGGUCUCGGUCACCCUGGUGUUUCAGCGCGCCCCCUUCCUCACCCAGAGACGGGCUGUCUGGUUGCCGUGGAACCAGUUCGUUGUGCUGGACAAGGUGACCAUGGACAGGGUGGAGGCUCCCGCCCCCGUCUGUGACAUCAAGAACCUGGCUAUCCCGUACCCCAUCGUCCUGCCCUCCCCCCUGACCAGGUUCGCAGGAACGUGUGAGGAACGAGGCCCUGCCAUCCCGGAGCUGCAGGCCGUUCAGGAGGAGAUCAGCAUCCCCGGAAGCUUCCUGAAGCUCAGCUACCUCAGCACCCGCGCCCCGGGCUACAAGUCCCUCCUGCGUAUCAUCCUGACCCACUCCGUCACCCCCGCCGGCCUGGCCAAGGUGCACGUGUCCGCCACCGUCGAGGGGCGCCUCUUCCAAAAGUGGUUCCCCGCCGCCCCCGGCCUGGUGUACGUCCUGGCCUGGAACAAGACGGACAUCUACGGCCAGAAGGUCUUCGGCUUGACCGAAGCCAUCGUGUCUGUGGGCUACGAGUAUGAGUCUUGCCCCGACUUCAUUUUGUGGGAGAAGAGGUCCACCCUGCUGCAAGGCCUCGAGAUGGUGGCUUCCAACUUGGGCGGCUGGUCCCUCGACAAGCAUCACAUCCUCAACUUACAGAGUGGCAUAUUGCACAAAGGAAACGGGGAGAACAUCUUCAUCUCCCAGCAGCCUCCUGUCAUCACCACGGUGAUGGGGAACGGCUACAUCCGCACCAUUCCCUGUCCGAGCUGCAACGGCCCCGCCCUGGGCAGCAAGCUCUUCGCUCCCGUCGCUCUGGCCUGCGGGUCCGACGGCAGCGUCUACGUCGGGGACUUCAACUUCGUCAGGCGAAUUCUCCCAAACGGCAAAGCCAUCAGCAUUCUGGAACUGAGGAACCGGGAUAUAAGGCACAGCACGAGCCCGGCCCACAAGUACUACCUGGCCAUGGACCCGGUGCGGGAGGCCCUGUAUCUGUCAGACACCAGCAGCAGGAGGGUCUACCGGCUGAGAACUCUCAACGAGACCCGGGACUUGGCCAAAAACGUGGAGGUGGUGGCCGGCACGGGGGACCAGUGCACGCCCUUCGAUCAGAGUCACUGCGGCGACGGGGGGAAGGCCUCCGAAGCGGCGCUCAACAACCCCAGAGGCAUAGCUGUGGACAAGCAAGGGUUCGUCUAUUUCGUCGACGGGACCAUGAUACGAAAGAUCAACGAGAAGGGGGUGAUAACGACGGUCAUCGGCUCCAACGGGCUGACGUCCACCCAGCCGCUGAGCUGCGACGCAGGGAUGGACAUCGCUCAGGUCCGCCUCGAAUGGCCCACCGACUUGGCCGUAAACCCGUUGGACAACUCCCUCUACAUCCUGGACAACAACAUAGUGAUCCAGGUGUCUGAGGGCCAGCAGGUGCGCAUCGUGGCGGGGCGUCCCAUCCACUGCCAGGUCCCGGGGAUCGACCACUACCUGUUGAGCAAGGCCGCGGUCCACUCCACCCUGGAGGCGGCCAAGGCCAUCGCCCUGUCCCACACGGGCGUGCUGUACAUCGCCGAGACGGACGAGAGGAAGAUCAACCGCGUCCAGCAGGUCACCACCAACGGCGAGAUCUCCAUCAUCGCCGGGGCGCCCUCCGAGUGCGACUGCAAGAUCGACCCCAACUGCGACUGCUUCUCAGGGGACAGUGGAUACGGCAGGGACAGCAAGUUGAAGGCGCCCUCCUCAUUGGCCGUCUCCCCCGACGGCACGCUGUACAUCGCCGACCUCGGCAACAUCCGCAUCCGGGCGCUGAGCAGGAACCGGCCGCGCCUCAACGCCAGGAACAUGUACGAGAUCGCGUCGGCGGUGGACCAGGAGCUCUACCUGUUCAGCGCCAACGGCACGCACCUGCACACCCGCAGCCUCAUCACCGGGGACCACGUCUACAACUUCACCUACUCGGCGGAGCGGGACGUGAGCACGGCCGUGGGCGGCAACGGCAACGCCGUCCACAUCCGCCGCGACGCCAACGGCGUGCCGCUGUGGCUGGUGGUGCCGGGCGGCCAGGUCUACUGGCUCACCAUCAGCAACAGCGGCUCCCUGCAGAGGGUCUCCGCGCUGGCCCACAACCUGGCGCAGAUCACCUACCACGGGAACCUGGGUCUCCUAGCAACCAAGAGCAACGAGAACGGCUGGACCACCAUCUACGAGUACAAUGCAGAGGGUCAUCUCACCAACGUAACCUUCCCCACCGGGGAAAUUGCCAGUUACCAAGGUAACAUGGAAAAGACCGUGAGGGUUGAGGCGGGCACAUCAAACAGGGAGAACUUUAUAACUGCCACCAACUUCUCAGCCAGCAAUACAAUCUACACUCUGCGUCAAGACCACGCCCAGAACACGUACCGCGUGAGCGCGGACGGCUCCCUGCGCGUCACCUUCGCCAGCGGCAUGGAGGUGACCCUCAGCACGGAGCCGCACAUCUCGGGGGGCGUGGUCAACCCCACGGUGGGCAGGUGCAACAUCUCGCUGCCGGGGGAGUACAGCCCCAGCCUCAUCGAAUGGAGGCAGAGGAGGGAGCAGGCCAAAGGCAACUUCUCUGCCUACGAGCGCAGGCUGAGGGCCCAUAACAGGAAUCUGCUGUCCAUAGACUUUGACAAGACCACCAGGAUGGGCAAGAUCUAUGACGACCACCGGAAGUUUACCCUCAGGAUCCUGUAUGACCUGAUGGGCCGUCCCAUUGUGUGGUCACCUAGCAGCAAAUACAACGAGGUCAAUGUGACAUACUCGCCAACGGGCCUUGUGACCAGCAUUCAGCGGGGAAAUUGGUCUGAAAGACUUCAGUAUGAAAGCGGAAGAAUUGUUUCCAGGACCUGGGCCAAUGGAAAGAUAUGGAGCUACAGCUUUCAGGAAAAGUCAGUGCUCCUCCUCCUACACAGCCAGCGCAGGUACAUCUUUGAGUACGACCAGACGGACCGGCUCCUGUCCGUCACCAUGCCCAGCAUGGUGCGCCACGGCCUGCAGUCCAUGCUGUCCGUGGGCUACUACCGAAACAUCUACAGCCCGCCCGACGGCACCGCCGCCGUCAUCCAGGACUACGCCCGCGACGGGCGCCUCCUCCAGACCCUCCACAUGGGCACGGGCCGCCGCGCCCUCUACAAGUACACCAAGCAGUCCCGCCUGUCCGAGAUCCUGUACGACACCACCCUGGUCACUUUCACUUACGACGAGGCCUCGGGCGUGGUCAAGACCAUUCACCUCAUGCACGAAGGCUUCAUUUGCACCAUCAGAUACAGGCAAACAGGUCCUCUUGUUGGACGCCAGAUCUUCAGAUUCAGUGAGGAAGGACUUGUAAAUGCACGGUUUGACUACAGCUACAAUAACUUCAGGGUGACCAGCAUGCAAGCGAUGAUCAACGAAACGCCGCUCCCCAUCGAUCUCUAUCGCUACGUGGAUGUUUCUGGUAGGAUCGAGCAGUUUGGAAAAUUCAGCGUCAUCAACUACGACCUCAACCAAGUCAUCACCACGCACAUUAUGAAGCACACCAAGAUCUUCAACGCCAACGGCCAAGUGAUCGAGGUGCAAUAUGAAAUCCUGAAGUCCAUUGCCUACUGGAUGACGGUGCAGUACGACAGCAUGGGGCGCACCACUGUCUGCGACAUCAGGAUCGGCGUGGACAACAACAUCACGCGCUACUCCUACGAGUACGACGCCGACAGCCAACUCCAGAGCGUGUCGGUGAACGACCGGCCCCAGUGGCGAUACAGCUACGAUCUGAACGGAAACAUCAACCUGCUGAGUCAUGGCAACAGCGCUCGGUUAACCCCCCUCCGCUACGACCUGCGGGACCGCAUCACGCGGCUGGGGGAGAUACAGUACAAAAUGGACGAGGACGGUUUCCUACGCCUGCGGGGCGACGUUGUUUUCGAGUACAGCUCCAAUGGGCUUCUGAUGAAGGCUUACAACAAGGUGUCAGGCCAGAGCGUUCGCUACCGCUACGACGGUUUGGGCCGACGGAUGGCCAGCCGGACGAACCUCGGCCAGCACCUCCAGUUCUUUUAUGCUGACCUCAGCAAGCCGACCAGAGUCACGCACAUGUACAACCACUCCAGCUCAGAAAUCACUUCCCUCUACUAUGACUUGCAGGGCCACCUUAUCGCCAUGGAACUGAGCAGUGGCGAGGAAUACUAUGUUGCUUGUGACAAUUCUGGCACCCCGCUCGCAAUUUUCAGCAGCCGCGGUCAAAUUGUAAAAGAAAUGCUGUACACCCCUUAUGGAGACAUAUAUCAGGACUCCAACCCCUCCUUCCAGCUUGUCAUUGGUUUCCACGGUGGCCUCUACGACUCCUUGACCAAGCUUGUUCACCUGGGGAGGAGGGACUACGAUGUGGUGGCUGGCCGUUGGACCACCCCCAACUACGAGUUGUGGGUGGAGCUCAGCACCAACCCAAAGCCGUUCAACUUGUACUCCUUCAAAAACAACUACCCAGUUGGGGAACUGCAAGAUGUUUCUCAGUUCAUAACAGACAUUGGCAGCUGGCUCCAGCUUUUUGGGUUCCAGCUGCACAACGUGGUUCCUGGUUUCCCCAAGCCAGAUGUGGAGAGCAUGGAGCAGACCUAUGAGCUGAUGAAGACCCAAACUAAGACACAGGACUGGGACCCCAGCAAGGUGGUCCUAGGGAUCCAAUGUGAGCUGCAGAAGCACCUGAGGAACUUCAUUUCUCUGGACCGUCUGCCCAUGACUCAGGUGAGUGGCACGCCGGGGGGCUGUCAGGGACGCAGGCCCCGCUUCUCCGCCAUCUCCUCUGUGUUCGGCAAGGGGGUCAAGUUUGCAAUCACGGACAACGUGGUCACCGCCGAAAUCAUCGGAGUGGCCAGCGAGGACAGCCGGCGGAUCGCCGCCGUCCUCCACCGCGCCGUUCACCUGGCCGGCCUGCACUUCACCGUGGAGGGCCGCGACACCCACUACUUCGUGAAGACGGGUCCCCUGGAGGAGGACCUGGCGGUGAUGGGCGGGGCCGGAGGGGGGCGGGUCCUGGAGAAUGGCGUCAACGUCACCGUGUCCCAGAUGACCUCGGUGGUGGGCGGGAGGACUAGGCGCUUCGCCGACAUCCAGCUGCAGCACGGGGCGCUGUGCUUCGUCGUCCGCUACGGAGCCACGGAGGAAGAGGAGAGGGCCAACGUCCUGGAGACGGCCCGGCAGAGGGCGGUGGAGCUGGCUUGGGCCAAGGAGCAGAAGAGGCUCCAGGAGGGCGAAGAGGGCAUCAGGGCGUGGACAGAGGGCGAGAAGCAGCAGCUGCUCACCACGGGACGGGUGCCAGGCUACGACGGUUACUUUGUUCUGUCCGUCGAGCAGUACCUGGAACUCUCCGACAGUGCCAACAACAUUCACUUCAUGAGACAGAGUGAGAUAGGGAGAAGGUAACAUUAGAAACACACCAAACCGCCUCUCCUUCACCAAAGACUGCCUGUUUUUACAAUUUCACUGAUUUCUUGUACUGUUUUUCUAGAAUAACAACUGUUAAUGUGACAAAAAAAACUGGAAAAAAUCAUUUCCAACUGCCUUUAAAAGUGACAAAUGAUGGUAUUUUUGUUCUAAUUGGACUUUCUUUCUAACAGUGACAUGCUUUCAACUUUUCAACAGCCUUUUCCUUUUUGUCUUAUUAUGAUUGGCUAUAUUAACAUAGUGCCAGUUUUUCUAUUGUAGAAUAGCAGUUUUCUUCCAGAGCAACUCUGGAGCAUCUCAACUCCCUGUGCAUGAGUUGUACAUGUUUAAACAUGGAUGACAAUGUGAAGGGCAGGCUAUUUUAAUUUACCUUUAUAAAUGUGUAUAUCAGUAUAAAAGGUGUGCUCUAAGCUUUCAUUUACAUUAAUAUACAGCAACAGGUUUAAUCUUUUGGCACAUAGUGGGGACUUCUGUCGGUAACACUAUAUUUUGAUUUUUCACUACUAUUACAACGCCCUGUAGAAUCAUCUUAAAUCUCUUUUUCUUACUUCCAGUGUGUUUGAAGUUAUGAUGGUAACAAUGAAUUAGAGCGUAUACUUUUAGGCACAAAACUACUGUAAAUAGCAAGUGCUUUAAGAAGAAUAAGUGCUAAAACUGAUGUGUUGUCACCCAUUAUUCCGUGUCAAUAUUGUUAAUAGAUGCAGUUGUGUUAAACAGCACUAUUCAAAAAUAUUAAUGCUGAAAAUCUGUAUAGUUUACUUUUCUAUUAGAGUACAGACUGAAGUUAUCUGUGCAGUUUUGGAAUUUCAUGGGAAAUCUGGGUGAAGUGUGUGCCUUUUUGUUCAUAAAGAAAUAUAUUUGAAGUGAGAUGUAGAAGUAUAAAGACUUGUUUCCAUGCCACAUAUACCCUGAUUAUUAUUCAAGUACAAUCCUGUUCAGGGCAACUUUCAGACAUUGUAGAUGCAAUUGCAGCACAGCAUUUAAAAACUGUUUAAAGACAUAUCUCAAACCACAAGCAUAUUGUGAUGCAUCAUGUAUAAAUUCUAAUGGAAAUUAAUUACUUGUAAUAUCACAGUUCAAACCAGCCAGGAAAGUACAGGCUAAAUCAUUGUGUCAGUUUGAUUUCUGAAUAUAACCACAUUUAGAAGCCACAGGUGCACUCUAAAGUUUAUCCAUAGAUUUGCACAAGGAUUCGGUAACUGCACCAAUUUCACGGUUGUGGGAAGCUCUUUUAUAUUACUGAAAGCCCAAAGAUGAGAAUGAGCCGGAAGUGAGACAGAAAUGAGCAGGCAGUGAAAAGAGCAGUGAGAUGAAAAAGAGCAGUGAGAUUAGGAAGAGCAAUGAGAUGACAAUGAGAAGUGAGAUUAUAAUGAGCAGUGAGAUGAAAAAGAGCAUGUGGUGAGAUGAGAAUGAGCAGUAAGAUUAGGAUGAGCAGUGAGAUGACAAUGAGCAGGUAGUGAGAUGAAAAAGUGCAUGUGGUGAGAUGAGAAUAAGCAGUGAGAUAAGAAUGAGCAGUGAGAUUAGGAUGAGCAGGUAGUGAGAUGAAAAAGAGCAUGUGGUGAGAUGAAAAAGAGUAUGUGGUGAGAUGAGAAUAAGCAGUGAGACAAGAAUGACCAGUGAGAUUAGGAUGAGCAGUGAGAUGAGAAUGAGCAGGUAGUGAGAUGAAAAAGAGCAUGUGGUGCGAUGAGAAUAAACAGUGAGAUGAGAAUGAGCAGUCAGAUUAGGAUGAGCAGGUAGUGUGAUGAGAAUGAGCAGGCAGUGAGUUUAGAGUCAGACGAGGGCUACAGGCUGUAGAGCACAGAUCAUGUACUGUGGUUGUAAUGUAGGGCGGCUUUAAGGGUUAUUUUGAUAACGGGUCCUGUGUGGAGGAGUCUGAUCAUAUUAGCAGGAUGGCCUGAACCAUGGCUGGAAACAGUCAGCUGGGUAUUGAGCAGAAAUUUUCUUGCACUGGGUGCAAGUCAUUCAUGAAUUCAGUAAAGGCCACUGUAGUGUUCUCUCAGUGGAUGAGCACCUAGUAAAACUUCUGAGAGAUACUGAGGGAGAUCAUGCCAUCCACAGAAGUUUAAUUUCCCAGUUCUGCCAUGAUACUAUUCUUUGUCAACUGCAGGAUCACACCUCAACUAUGAAGGAAGCAAAGCCUUACUUUUAAAACAAUAAAAGUAUUGACUAUCUCAAAUGGUCCCUGUCCCUUUGAAUGGUCCUUGGAACCGCAUAAGUCUCAAGGUUUAAUUGGUUCUCACAAAAAAAAAAAAAA
Anguilla anguilla (European eel) is the source of this 10825-nucleotide messenger RNA. It is a transcript of the gene tenm1, whose product is annotated as teneurin transmembrane protein 1. Gene Ontology annotation, biological process: heterophilic cell-cell adhesion; neuron development; signal transduction. Gene Ontology annotation, cellular component: neuron projection; membrane. Lineage: Eukaryota; Metazoa; Chordata; Actinopteri; Anguilliformes; Anguillidae. The transcript has 32 exons. Bases 412 to 8550 code for a protein of 2712 amino acids. The record is from RefSeq and is a predicted model, not a curated record. Gene Ontology annotation, molecular function: cell adhesion molecule binding; protein homodimerization activity; protein heterodimerization activity.